UUUCCAUCCACGAACCCAAAAAAGGCCAGCGAAAAAGGCCAAAAGAUUAUAACUAAAGAAAAGGAAAAGGGGAACUCAAAAAAGUGUGGCGACUUUUGAUAAAAAUGUGGGGGAGAAAAAGAAUUGGGGCAAAAAAGCGUCGCUGAGUCAUCAUCAAGCCAAAAAGACGAGUCCACCUUUUUAUAUUCAGAAGAUAGAGAAUCUAGAAAGAGGAAAAGGGUAAAGGCAAGAAGAAGAAAGAAGAAGAAGAUCUCAAAUCAAGACCACAUACAACUUGUGGCUCAGGCCAGCUUUUCCUCGCUGACCUGGACUUACCCCUCACCCACCUUUUCUGCUGCUGGUUUAUACAUACUGGGUCGCAUAUUGCUCCUCGCGAACCCGACCCAGACCCGUAUUCUGACUCGCCGUGUCAGAUCUCUGCGAGCGAGGAGCGAGGCGGUGUGACGGUGACCCAUCGGAUUCGGUGUUUGUUGCUUUGUUGUCUCUUGAAAUUGCGGCUUUUGCGGUUCUUUUGGAUGCUGGAGCUCAUGUCUGAUUCAAGUAAGGACCCGGCGAUAAAGCUGUUUGGGAAGACCAUCCAGCUGCCGGAUAUGCCGUUUCCGGCGACGGAAAGCUUUUUCCGGGAUGAUGCCGGUACUCCUGAACCGUCGUCUGAUGAUGGUCCGGGCGAUGAUAGUCCAGCUCUAGUGCGUCCGAGUUUGGCGAAUGAUCCGGCCGAGGCCCAAGGCUUUGGCGGCGGCGGGGAACAUCAACGACUGCGAAAGAACCAAUAUGGAGGAAAGUUGGAUGAUAGGAAGGGGGAUGAAGGCACCCUAUCUUUGGUCGAAGAAGAGCUAACAGACCAGAGAGGAAAAGAAACAGAGAUUGAUGAAUCAAAAACAAUGAAAAAGCCAGAAACACAUGAACAGGGAGAAUCAAGUAAUUCGUCACAAGAGAAGGCUCUGAAAAAACCCGACAAGAUACUUCCCUGCCCUCGUUGCAACAGCAUGGAAACCAAAUUCUGUUAUUUCAACAAUUACAAUGUGAACCAGCCCCGCCACUUCUGCAAGAAUUGCCAGAGGUAUUGGACAGCUGGUGGGACGAUGAGGAACGUGCCUAUCGGAGCUGGUCGGAGGAAAAACAAGACCCCUGGGUCCCACUACCGCCAGGUCACCAUCCCAGAACAACAACUACCGAAUGGCAUCAUCAAGCCUAGCAACAACGGCGGCGGGACCCUUCUUACAUUCGGUGGCUCCGAAUCGCCUCUCUGUGAAUCCAUGGCUUCUGUACUUAACAUUGCAGAGAUGAAAACCAUGACGAAUAAAAGUGCAGUAAACGGAGAGAACGGAGAUGAGCAUUCAACAAGUGGAUCCUCAGUCACUGCUGCAAGUACCGAGCUACCAGACACUCCUAUCUGCCCGAACUUUGCUCCUCAAAUGCCGUGCUUCCCGGGUGCUCCUCCUUGGCCAUACCCGUUAACCACAGUUCAAUGGACCCCACCUGGUUACUGCCCUCCUCCUGGCUUUCCUAUGCCGGUUUACCCUGCCCCUGCUUAUUGGGGCUGUCCUGUAUCUUGGGUGGGCCCGCCUCAGUACCAGCAUCACACACCAUCUACUCUGGGGAAGCAUUCGAGGGAUGAAAACAUGGUGAAACCAGUGAACAGUGAGGAGGAACAGGGAGGUAAGAAAGGAAAUGAUCCGGAGAGGUGCCUGUGGGCCCCUAAAACCUUGAGAAUUGAUGACCCACAAGAUGCCGCGAAGAGCUCUAUCUGGGCUACUUUGGGAGUCAAAAAGGACAAAGUUGAUUUGGUGGGCAGUGGUGGCAUCUUCAAGGCAUUCCAUUUGAAAGAUGAAGAGAAGACUGAUUCUUCAGAAAACUCCACCGUUUUACAAGCAAAUCCAGCUGCAUUGUCUAGGUCUUUAGACUUCCAUGAGAGCUCAUAAGAAUAAAGUUUAGUUUGGGAGGUCAUAAUUCCUCUCAAGAAAAGUAAGAUCAUAAGUAUUAUCUAUGCAAGUUUUUACUUUUUAGUUCUUUCUCAUAGAAUGAUCUAGAAGAGGAUACCUGUAGUUCUUCUCUAGAUCAGAUAAGUCUGCACUAAGUUUUGUUUUCACAUUUUUAUUUUUUGUUUAAUAUUUUAUUCAUCUGAUGUCUAGAAAUUUUGUGUUUUUUAUAGUUAGUUUAUGUAUAUAGAUGUAUUUGGUAUAGUGAGAGUUUUGUGCACUGAAAGUGCCACAUGUGAACGUAGUAGUAUGCGGAUACUAAAAGGGUGUUUCCCUUGUAUAAUACUAUAUAAUACCAUUCAUGUCUUAUAGUCCUUGAUCCAUCUUGCCAUAUUGCAG
Messenger RNA from Cuscuta europaea, 2318 nucleotides. The record is from the annotation of a GenBank genome assembly. Lineage: Eukaryota; Viridiplantae; Streptophyta; Magnoliopsida; Solanales; Convolvulaceae.